AUGCAAGUGGAUAUCUGGAAGAAAAGUGAUCCAGCAGAUGGAACAUCAAGUUCAAACCCUGAGUGCAAUUUGUAUUCUUGGAAGCAUGAAUUGAGAACAGCCACAAGUGCUGAUUGUGGCAAAUGUGCUGCUGUAAAGCUGGGCUACAAAGACAGCCAUUUUGUCCUGUCUGUCCUUUUUACUCUGGCCAUUCUUCCCGUGUAUUGUAUUCUAGAAACGUACAUUUCAGAGCUGAAAGCCUCUAUUGCUGUGUCAGCCUGUUAUGAUGCUCUCUCUUACAUCCUGGCUGCUGGAAUCCUCAAUACUAAAGUGAAAUAUUCAAGGCUCUCCAGCACAGAUAAUGGCCACAUUGACCUUCAGUUUAAGAAAAGCCCUCCUGGGAUCCCAUAUAAGGUCAUUAUGCUUGCUACAGCCCUGGUUUGGAUUGGUGCCUUUCUCAUUGCCAUAGGCUCCCUUCUGCUGGUGGGCUAUAUCAGCGAAAGUGGGGAGUGGGGGGAGGGAAAACAGGCUUGUCCAGUCCUGAUCCUUGGCACCCUGGUGCUCCUGCCAGAAUUUUACCACCUGCGCAUGGCCUACUAUGCAUCCAAAGGCUACCAGGGUUACCCCUACGAUGACAUUCCAGAUUUUGAUGAGUAG
Panthera uncia (snow leopard) is the source of this 636-nucleotide messenger RNA. RefSeq names its product transmembrane protein 230-like. Gene Ontology annotation, cellular component: endomembrane system; synaptic vesicle. The record is from RefSeq and is a predicted model, not a curated record. Gene Ontology annotation, biological process: synaptic vesicle transport. NCBI's taxonomy places the organism in Eukaryota, Metazoa, Chordata, Mammalia, Carnivora, Felidae.